CUUGGCCUGCUCAAUGUCCGAGCUAUGUCCUUCCUCAUCUUGUGGUACAUCUUCAGUGCAUUUACUCUAUUCCUAAAUAAAUAUAUUUUAUCAACUUUGAAGGGUGAUCCUUCAUUUUUAGGUGCUAUGCAGAUGGUGAUGACAACAAUAUUUGGUUUUAUUCAGAUGUAUUUACCACUAGGCAUGUAUACUCCUAUAGAUAGGGAGGGUAAACCACCUCACUUCUGGAGAAACAUGGUAUUAGUUGGUACUAUGAGGUUUGGUACAGUAGUGUUGGGACUGGUAGCCUUAAAAUUUGUAGCUGUAUCAUUCACAGAAACAGUAAAAAGUUCAGCUCCUUUAUUUACUGUGUUUAUAUCACAAGUUUUAAUAGGAGAAUACACAGGACCAUAUACAUUCCUCUCUCUCAUACCAGUUAUGUUGGGACUAGCUCUAUGUUCGGCUUAUGAACUUAGUUUUAAUAUUCAAGGUUUUAUAGCAGCUCUCGCCACCAAUUUAACAGAAUGUUUACAGAAUGUUUAUAGUAAAUUAUUAAUUAGUGGAGAAAAAUAUAAAUAUACUCCAGCAGAAUUACAGUUCUAUACAUCACUAGCCUCUAUGGGUAUCCAAAUUCCAUUUCUACUGAUUAUGAUGGAUACAACCAGUGUUCGUAAUAAUAUGGAUUAUACGUUAUUUUUUACCUAUAUUAUUAAUGGUAUAUUUUUUCAUUUUCAAAGUAUUACAGCUUAUGUUUUAAUGAGCUAUAUAUCACCUGUUACUCAUAGUGUUGCUAACACAGUCAAAAGAGCGUUUUUAAUCUGGCUAUCUGUGAUUUUAUUUGGAAAUCCGGUCACGUUUUUAAGUGGAAUUGGUACAGUGACUGUAACUAUUGGUGUUUUAUUAUAUACUAAAGCGAAGGAAUAC
Messenger RNA from Lottia gigantea (owl limpet), 903 nucleotides. RefSeq lists its product as hypothetical. Gene Ontology annotation, molecular function: antiporter activity. The record is from RefSeq and is a predicted model, not a curated record. The transcript is spliced from 6 exons. The annotation marks the transcript as partial. Gene Ontology annotation, cellular component: Golgi apparatus. NCBI's taxonomy places the organism in Eukaryota, Metazoa, Mollusca, Gastropoda, Lottiidae.